Nelumbo nucifera (sacred lotus) is the source of this 1523-nucleotide messenger RNA. Its product is annotated as zinc finger protein ZAT5. The record is from RefSeq and is a predicted model, not a curated record. Lineage: Eukaryota; Viridiplantae; Streptophyta; Magnoliopsida; Proteales; Nelumbonaceae.
UUGAACACACACCCACAUACACUCUCUGUCUCUCUGGUCUAUAUAUGUAUAACUUCCAAGGAUAGAAACGCAAGGAAGGAAUAAGAUUGGAGGACUAAUUCGCGGUUACUGUUCACGGAGGCGGCUUUGAGGCUUUGACUACUAAAACUCUUAUAUUCAGUUAUUCACUAUAAAUAAGAUUGCCUACUCUUCCACCUUGCUUCCUCCAUUACCCUUCUUCCAUUCUCUCUUUCUUUCUCUCUCUCUCUCUCUGUAUAGCUCUUGUAUUUGUAGUCGUUUCUGGUUUCUCAGCUUCCUCUUCGUUGUUUUAAGCUUUUUUGGGUUGGGUAGUUGUGAGGGAAAUGGAAGUUGCAGAGGAAGUCAUGGGGUCUAAUGAGCACACCCAUAUUGUCAAGGGCAAGCGAACCAAGCGCCAGCGGCCUCCGUCCCCGUUUGCAGCCGUUGCCAUGACUACUAGCUCUUCGAGCGGAGGAGGAGGAGAAGAAGAAGAAGAAGAAAGUGGGGGUAGUGGUGGAGAUGAGGUUGGCUUCCCGUCGCCGACUACCUCGGUGGAAUUCGCAGCUGAGAGCACCGAGGAAGAAGAGGACAUGGCCAAUUGUCUGAUUCUCCUAGCCCAAGGACAUGGCCGGGACAGUCCUAGGCGAAUUGAGGAAGGUGGGGCGAUGGAGAGGGCCAGUAGCCGAAGAUUUGCCGAGGCGGCCACGACCACCACCGCCAAGGCAGGAUUCUACGUCUACGAGUGCAAGACAUGUAACCGCUGUUUCCCAUCGUUCCAGGCGCUAGGUGGGCACAGGGCAAGCCACAAGAAGCCUAAGGCCAUGGCGGAAGACAAGAAAUCCUUGAUGGCCUUGUCCCCAGAAGAAGACGAACCUCAAUUCACCCAUAACAGCAUCCCAUCGUCCCUUCUUCCUCUCCAAAUAGGCAACAGAGUUGUAUAUAAUAGCACCACCACCACCACCAAGUCCAGGGUCCACGAGUGCUCCAUAUGUGGCUCAGAAUUCUCGUCCGGCCAGGCCUUAGGAGGCCACAUGAGGCGACACAGAAGCGCUCCGACAACCACAAUCAGCCCAACUCCGGACUCCCCAGAUGCCGCCAAGAAGCCAAGAACCGUUUUGUCAUUGGAUCUCAACCUCCCGGCGCCAACAGAAGAUGACCACCGGGAACCCAAAUUCCCCUUCGCCUCCAAGCAACAACCUUCACUCAUCUUCUCCGCCUCGGCCUUAGUGGAUUGUCAUUAUUAGCAAGGAAGAAAGCAAUUAAGGUCGGCCCAAACACGUACAAGCACGCACGGCCUCUCCCUUGUUCUUCCAUCAAUAGAUCGAUUCCAAUGCGAACUAUUUGAUCAUGACGACAUGAUUCUGAUUCUUGUCGCUCUUAUUACUAUUCAUAAUUAUUCAAAAUUCAUAUUACCGAUUCUUUGGAUUCUUUUAAUCUGUAAUUUUGAUCGUCCAGUUUGAAUUCUUUGGGUAAACAAGCAAUUCAAGCAAGUGGUUCGUGCACAGUUCAUGGUGGCCUUUCAUUCA